Aspergillus calidoustus is the source of this 1749-nucleotide messenger RNA. The record is from the annotation of a GenBank genome assembly. Lineage: Eukaryota; Fungi; Ascomycota; Eurotiomycetes; Eurotiales; Aspergillaceae.
AUGACAAUGGGUAUUGGGGAGUCGUCCUUAGCACGACCCCAAUCCGGCAAUGAGGUAUACACCGACUUGUUGACCUUUUGCUUCCGCGGUCCUGUCCCGUACGACGAGAACAGGCCAUUGUUCAUUGACGCGGAAAAUCCCUCUCGAUCCUUCAGCGCGCGGCAGUUCAGAACCCUUGUGCGUACCCUUAUUGCAGGAUUGAAAGCGCACCAUGUGCAGAGAGGCGAUUGUGUGCUGGUCCACCUGGGAAACAAUAUCAUAUACCCCGCACUGUUCUUCAGUGUUAUCGGAGCUGGCGGUGUCUUCAUGGGAUCGAAUGCCCGCAGUCAACCUCAGGAAUUGGAACACCUGCUCACCUUAGCGGAGCCCAAGCUGAUCAUCACGAAUCGCGAAGCCCUACCGACCGUCCUCAAUGUCUCCACAAGCAAAGGCAUGCUCUCCAGCCAAGUCUGCCUACUGGACGAAUCAGCACCGGAUUACAUUGCACAGCUGCUUAGUGCUGGGCCAGCACCCAACCUUUCCGACUGUGGGGACGAAAGCUACCUAAACUUCACGAAUUUGCUGGGAUACGGUGAGAAUGACUGGAUUACAUUCAACGAUGAGAUGAUCGCGAAAUCGACGCCCGCGGCGAUGUUCUCCACCAGCGGGACUGGGGGGCUGCCCAAGGCGGCAGUUUUGUCGCACCAUGCCAUUGUCUCACAGCAUCUCACCAUCCAGUACGAUGUGCCCUACGCCGUUACUCGACUCAUCUCCCUGCCCAUGUUUCAUCUCUUCGGAGCUUUAUGGACCCAUAUCUUUCCUGUGCGCUAUGGUCAACCUCUUUUUGUGCUACCUCGAUUUGAGAUCACUCAGUUUGUUGCUGCCGUGUUCCAAUACCAAAUUUCCGAGACCUACAUGGUCCCCGCGAUGAUCCAUGCGUUCAAUAGGUCCACCCUACCAGUCUCCGACUAUCUUUCGUCAUUACGUUACGUUGGUGUCGCUGGCGCGCCAAUCGACGGUGCUUCUAUGCAACAGUUCCGAGAGCUUCUUCAUUUGGACGCUUAUGCCUCGCAGCUCUGGGGUAUGACCGAAGUUGGGGUUGUGUUCCAAAACCGUUAUGGUGAGCUGGGAAAUGCCGGCAGCAUCGGGAGCCUCUUACCGGGAUAUGAAGUGCGGCUAGUUGGAGCCGAUGGUAACCUAGUAACCGGCGACAACAAACCAGGCGAGCUCUAUGUCCGAGGUCCUGGUCUGCUUACGUGCUACCGAGGACGUGAAGACGCCAAAGACGGUCAGGGGUGGUUCCGCACAGGCGACGUCGCAUAUGUCAACAACGGGCUUUACUUUAUCGUCGGCCGCACGAAAGAGCUCAUCAAAGUUCGAGGCUGGCAAGUCGCACCCGCAGAACUCGAAUCCGUUCUCCUCAAGCACCCCGGCAUUGAAGACGCCGCCGUAACAGGAGUUACCUCGAAAGAUGGCAGCACAGAAGUGCCACGCGCCUUCGUCGUCCGCUCCAAGACUCUCUCCGGCACGCGCCUGACCUCGGAAGAAGUCUACCUCUUUUGCCGCCGCCAACUGGCGUCUUACAAAGCUCUCGAUGGCGGGAUCGUCUUCGUCGAGGAAAUCCCGCGCACGGCCAGCGGGAAGAUCCAGCGCUUUAAGCUCACGCAGAUGAACACCUAUCGCGAGAUCGUCUCUUCACUCCUUGCGCGAUUCCGCGGAGCCAGCCUACAAUCUGUGGGGAUCAUGCAUGGGGGCCGGAUCACCGUCUAA